UUCAAACACAUUUUCGAGUUUGCCAAAAUUAAUGUCACACCCCUGUCACCAAAAAUCAAAAUUUGGGCCUGAAAAUGGCCACAAUGAGAGAAUCCUUAAUCAUCGUCCUGCUCAACUACAAACUAAUCUUCCUUUUAGUGUAUCCUUUGCUCCUAAUCUUCCUUUUUUCCCUUGAUAUUUUCGGGGCGAAAUCAACCGGAAACGCCUGGCUUUACAUCACCUUCCUGAUGAUUGGUUUCUGGAUCCUGGAACCGCUACCCAUCGGAGUCACUUCCUUGAUCCCCCUCGUCCUCUUCCCCCUUCUGGCGGUCCUCAACACCAAGAAAACCUGCUUCAACUACUUCCACGACCUCAACAUGACCCUAAUCGCCGCCCUCUUGCUGGGCCUUUCCGCAGAAAUGUGCAACUUACACACCAGAACCUCCCUUAGGAUCAUCAAACUGGUUGGUUUCAGGUACCACUUGCUGAGCUUGUUUUUCACCAUUUUGACAAUUGCCAUCUCGAUGUUUUUCUCAAACACCACGACCACGUGCUUCAUGAUGGUCAUCGUCAAGGAGGUCCUGCACCAGAUGGACGACAUGGGCUUGGCGAAGAUGUGGCUGGAUGAGGACCAGCAGAACCCAACACACCUAACCAAGGGCUUCUACCUUGGUACCGCCUACAUGGCCACCAUUGGCGGCCUGGGCACCCUAAUGGGCAGCGGUACCAACCUAGCCUUCCAUGAACUAGUACCAACCAACUUCGGCGUCUGGUUCGCCCUAAACCUCCUCCUGAUCAUCCUAACAGCGGUACCAACUUGGGCCAUCUUGCAGUACUGGUACCUGGGGUGGGGGCGCCCCAGCUCACGCGAUUCCCUCGCCAUUACUUUCACAACUGAAGAAAUCGAAAUCGCGAACGAAAACUUAAACAAGAAAUUAUCCCAACUCGAAAAAUGGUCACACCACGAAAUUUUCGUCCUCAUAAUAAUCAUAGUAAGCGUGGUAUUGCUAUUUUUGCGGCGGGUGACCUUCAUGAACCCUUGGCCCACUUGGAUCACGGAAACCAAAGUCGGCGAUGCUACGACCUUGACCAUUUUCACCGUUCUUUUGUUUGUGGUGCCGUCGCGUCCGGAAUUUUGGCACAUUUAUGACAAGGACGAGAGCAAGCGUCCAAUCAAAACAUCGCCCGGUUUGAUCACGUGGAAGUGGGCCAAUCAGAGGAUGCAUUGGAGUUUGAUUUUUGUGAUGGGCGGGGCUUUCGCCCUCGCUGAUGCGCUGGACAGGAAUGGAUAUAUCAAGUUUUGGGAUUAUGAUGCUCUGAGUUAUGAUAAGCAAAUUGUCGGGGUUUUGGUCACUGUGGUUGUGAUGACGCAGUUUAUGGCCAACGCCGAUUUGGUGAAGAUUUUUGUCCCGUUGAUGGUUUCGAUUGGGAAGAGGUUUAGUGAUGUUCCACAAAUGUAUUACAUGUUGCCGGUGGUUUGGUGUUGCAGUUUUGCGUUUGUUCUUCCUGUGGGAACGCCGCCUAAUGCGAUUGUUGGGGUUAUGGGGAAUAUCAAGACGGUUGAGUUUGUCAAAAUUGGAUUGGUUGUUUUAUUGGUGGCUAUUGUAAUGAUGUGUGCGAUUUUCUUUCUACUAGUGCACAGAAUUUGGUAAAGUGUUAGUCAAAUUCACAAAUAAAAAAUAAAAAAAAAUCGUGUUAAACUACAUACAGGGUGACCCACGGGUGCGUAAUCGGUCUAUAACUUUUUUAUUAUUUGAAAUAUUGUCAUGCCGUUUUUACUAUCCGAUAAAUCGACUUAAAGACAACAAACUAAAAAUAUUUUUAUUGGACACAGGGUGUUGUAUACAGGGUGGUGAACCAAAGUUAUAUUUUUUUAAAUGGAACACCCUAUAUAUUUUUGCGUGAUUGGAUUUUACGCAAAAAAAUAAUGUAACUUUAUAUAAACUAUAAUCUUUUUUCGUUUCGGAAUUGUUCAAAUUUUUGUUAUAAAAAUGACCAAUUUUUGAAAAAUCAGUGCGAAGUCGCCUAUGAAUAUUUUCCGGCAAAUUUGCAACAGAAAAAUUUAAAAUAUUUUGUAGUUUUAGGAAAUAGUCGAUUUUUACUUGAAAUACGCAGAUAAUGUACAGGGUAUGCCAAAACGCAAAAAAUUUAAUAACUCAUUUUUUUAUCAAAUGAAACACUGUGUAUUUUUUUACACGUAUUGAUAGCAUUUUUUAUAAGCUUUCUUAUAUGCAGUUUGUAUAGCAAAUUUACAAUAUUUCUUAAAAUAUUCAAAAAAAUAUUUUUUUUAUUUAUUUUAUUAAUAAUUCUUGAUGAGUGAAAUUCAUUUAUGUAUCAGGUAAUAAUUAGAUUACU
This is a messenger RNA of Tribolium castaneum (red flour beetle), 2334 nucleotides long. RefSeq names its product protein I'm not dead yet. Gene Ontology annotation, molecular function: succinate transmembrane transporter activity; citrate transmembrane transporter activity. The record is from RefSeq and is a predicted model, not a curated record. The transcript is spliced from 3 exons. Bases 75 to 1631 code for a protein of 518 amino acids. Gene Ontology annotation, cellular component: membrane. Lineage: Eukaryota; Metazoa; Arthropoda; Insecta; Coleoptera; Tenebrionidae. Gene Ontology annotation, biological process: transmembrane transport; citrate transport.